This is a messenger RNA of Callorhinchus milii (elephant shark), 1862 nucleotides long. It is a transcript of the gene tra2a, whose product is annotated as transformer 2 alpha homolog. Gene Ontology annotation, cellular component: spliceosomal complex. The transcript has 9 exons. Gene Ontology annotation, biological process: positive regulation of mRNA splicing, via spliceosome. The record is from RefSeq and is a predicted model, not a curated record. Gene Ontology annotation, molecular function: RNA binding. Bases 195 to 1211 code for a protein of 338 amino acids. NCBI's taxonomy places the organism in Eukaryota, Metazoa, Chordata, Chondrichthyes, Chimaeriformes, Callorhinchidae.
CUUCCGGGGGAGGAGGGGGCGGGAGGGGAGAGAAAGAAAGAACAGCCGCCGCCAUCUUGUGACAGUCGGGAUCGAGCCGAGCGCACACUUCGGUUCCGCCGCCAGAGCCACUCACCCCGACCCCCGGCCCCGCCACAGCACCGCACCGCACCGGCCCACCCGCCCACAGGCAGACAGACAGACAGACAGGCACCAUGAGCGACAUCGACGAGACGGCUUACGAAGGGCGGGAAUCCCGCUCGCCAUCAAAGUCUCCAAGUGGGAGCGCAGGUCGUGUAAAGUCGGAAAGCCGUUCUGCAUCUCGCAGUCCAUCAAGGGCCUCCAAACGUUCUGAAUCUCGCUCCCGAUCAAGAUCCAAGUCUAGAUCACACUCCAGAAGACAUUCACACCGGCGCUAUUCGCGCUCAAGAUCACGUUCCCAUUCUCACAGAAGGCGAUCUCGCAGUCGAUCUUACACACCGGAGUAUCGUUCACGGAGGAGGAGCCGUAGUCAUUCUCCAAUGUCCAGUCGCAGACGACACGCAGGAAGUAGGACAGGCCAUGCGUCAGCCAAACAUGGCGGAGGAUUGAUAGUGGAUGUGGACAAGUCCGCUGCCAGGACUGCACCGUCGUCCCAGCUGAAGGAUGAUGCUUGGAGGCGAGCAGGAUAUGGAAAGAAGGAGGGCAAAAUCGGAUCUCAAAAUGCUAAUCCAGAUCCAAAUACUUGUCUCGGAGUUUUUGGUCUUAGCUUGUACACCACUGAGCGGGACCUGCGUGAAGUCUUCUCUCGAUAUGGACCAUUGGCAGGAGUCAAUGUAGUUUAUGAUCAGCGGACUGGGAGAUCAAGAGGAUUUGCGUUUGUUUAUUUUGAAAGACUAGAGGAUGCUAAAGAGGCAAUGGAACGUGCUAAUGGUAUGGAACUGGAUGGGAGGCGAAUUCGUGUGGAUUAUUCUAUUACAAAGAGACCUCACACCCCGACUCCUGGGAUCUAUAUGGGAAGACCAACUCAUAGCAGUGGUGGCGGCGGCGGUGGUGGUGGAGGAGGAGGAGGAGGAGGAGGUGGAGGCGGUCGUCGUCGCGAUUCAUACUACGAUCGUGGAUAUGACAAAUAUGACAGAUACGAUGACCGAGACUACGAUUAUCGUAGUAGGCGACGUUCACCAUCGCCAUAUUACAGCAGAGGAUACCGUUCCCGUUCAAGAUCCCGUUCAUAUUCGCCACGACGUUACUGAUGAGGCUCUGCUGGGUGGCUGACUGAAGAUUUUUAAUUAAUGUGUUACAUUAUUUUUUUCGGGGGGGGGGCGGGGUGGGAUUAAGCUUUUGGUAGUUCACAUGUAUAGUGCAUGAUAGUUUCUGUGGCUAUAACUGCUUUGGAAAGGUAAUUCUUACAGCUACUUGCUUGAACUGAUUUAUGUAGUUCGUAAACUGAUGUAAAGAAAGCAGAGGGCUGGAAUUUAAUGGUGAUCUUAUAAUUACCAAAACAGGAUAAACAAUUAUUUGAACACACAAAUGCCAGCAUUCAUUGGUUUUGUGACGGUUUCACUGUCCUGGGAUUGUAACUGCUGUUGAAGCUGAUCUACAGUUCUCAUGUUCUGUUUUUGUGUUUUGUUUUCUUAAAUAAAGCUGAUGUAAACAUAGAAAAAAAUCAGUAUUUGCUAAAUAACAAUUUGAAUUGUACAAAAGGGUAGUGUCAUGAUGUCCCUCUUAUUGAACAAUUCUAAAAGGUAAUCUAAGUCUUGGAACCUAUUGAUCUGACCAGGUAAUAGUGGGAACAUUGAAUUUCUGCCCUAGGAUGAAAAUGUGAUGUGAUGGAAUUCUGUAACAAUGUCUCUACACAGUUGUAAAGGAUUAUAAGAAUUAAAUUGUUUUUAGUUGAUGCUGUA